GUUCAUUGCACCUUUCUUUUAUUUUUAAAAAAGACUCGAGCGUUUGCCAUUUUUGCCACUAGGUGGCCAUCCAGUCAGCGCUAGGUGGCUACACGUAUCUCUGUUGUUAUCACAGUCACGUCUUCUGCUGCUCUUCUGUGUGAAUGAAACAACCGUCUUGUUUUAGAGAUAUAAAAAUAUUGUUUUCUUAUCUCAUGCUGAAAUUGUAUAUGUAAAAACUCCCCGCCCCCUUGCUGCAUUCGGGACACACAUGAAUCGGCGUAUUCGUUAGUCUCGGAAAUGAAUAACAACGUGAUGAACAAAGAGGCUAUUCAACUGCUGAACGCCGCCAGCAGUGACAGCGAAUCUGCAUCUGAUUUGCAAUUCGCCUUGGCCCCACAACCGACGAUACAAGUGAGAAGAAAGAUUCGUACGAAAAGGAAGCAGAGACGAGGAGAUGCAGGAAGUGGAUCUCAGUCCCCGACUCUGUCUCAGUUGCCUUGUUCUUUCUUCAACAUCUUGAAAAUCGCAUCCAUUUCGUUUGCCAUUGGAGGCACUCUAGUCAUCGGCUGGAUAGUCAUGCUCCUCCACACAGAAGUGCAGCAGCUCUCUGACAAAUUGGCCAACGUACCCACAUCUUACGAUGACGAAACCAUUUUGGGUCUGAAGAGAACCAUCAAGGAACUGGGCUUGAACCAGUCUUACCAUUACUACGUCCUUCAAAACUACUCUCGAGGUCUGGAGGUCUUCCGUCAACAAAUUACGUCCGUGACAUCUGACGUCAGUAAUAUCAAAGACAGCCUGAAAGAGGCCCCUCAAAUGUUGAACAUUGGCAAAGAGUUGGAUUCGUUGAAAUCCUCUUUGGCCACUUACGGUGCCACCAUAUCCGAUUUGAAGCUCAGUCUGGCCGAAUUGAAAGAAUCGCCAACGUCAUCGACUGGCGCCCAGCUGGAAGCCUUAAACGCCACCCUGCAGGCCAGACUGGAUUUCAUUACCGAAGAUUUGCACCAUCACCACGGUAUCAUUACCUCACUUCAAAAUGCAACGGAACGUCUUUCUGCUCAGAUUCCAUCCGCAAAUAUUCCCCAAAGAGUCGACGCUAUCCAUUCAGCCCUGGCCAAACUGGAAGCUCAGCAAAAGAAUACGACUGUCACUCUGAGCUACGCCAUGGAACUUUUACAUCAAAUAGUAACAAACUCUUCUGGAUGA
Molecule: messenger RNA, 1188 nt
Organism: Daphnia pulex (common water flea)
Lineage: Eukaryota; Metazoa; Arthropoda; Branchiopoda; Diplostraca; Daphniidae
Exons: 4
Coding region: 280-1188 (302 amino acids)
Source: RefSeq, a predicted model, not a curated record